GGGCUGUGAGCUUCGCCCCGGGAGGGGGAAAGGAGCGAGGAGUAAAGCCAGGGUGAAGGGUUCGAAUUUGGGGGCAGGGGGCGCACCCGCGUCAGCAGGCCCUUCCCAAGGGGCUCGGAACUGUACCUUUUCACCUACGCCCCUGGUUCGCCUUGCUUGAGGAAAGGAUAAGAAUAGAAGGACCGGGGAGAGGAAGAUAAAGGGGGACCCCCCAAUUGGGGGGGCGAGGACGAGAAGUAAGAGGACCAGAGGGCGGGGGCUGCUGCUCGCAUCGGCCCACACCAUGCUGACCCCGCCGUUGCUGCUGCUGCUGCCCCUGCUUUCCGCUGUGGUCGCCGGGGCCACUGUCGAUGCCCCCAAAACUUGCAGCCCUAAGCAGUUUGCCUGCAGAGACCAGAUCACCUGUAUCUCGAAGGGCUGGCGGUGUGAUGGGGAGAGGGACUGUCCAGACGGCUCUGACGAGGUCCCUGAAAUCUGUCCCCAAAGUAAAGCCCAGAGAUGUCAACCAAAUGAGCACAACUGUCUGGGGACAGAGCUGUGUGUUCCCAUGUCUCGUCUCUGCAAUGGGGUCCAAGACUGUAUGGACGGUUCAGAUGAGGGGGCUCACUGCCGAGAGCUCCGGGCCAACUGUUCCCGAAUGGGCUGCCAGCACCACUGUGUCCCCAUGCCCAGCGGGCCCACCUGCUUCUGCAACAGCAGCUUCCAGCUGCAGGCAGACGGCAAGACAUGCAAAGAUUUUGACGAAUGCUCAGUGUAUGGCACCUGCAGCCAGCUUUGCACCAACACGGACGGCUCCUUCACGUGUGGCUGUGUUGAAGGUUACCUGCUGCAGCCAGACAACCGCUCAUGCAAGGCCAAGAACGAGCCAGUAGAUCGGCCUCCAGUGCUGCUGAUCGCCAACUCCCAGAACAUCCUCGCUACAUACCUGAGUGGAGCCCAGGUGUCUACCGUCACACCCACCAGCACUCGACAGACCACAGCCAUGGACUUCAGUUACGCCAAUGAGACCGUAUGCUGGGUGCACGUCGGGGACAGUGCUUCCCAGACACAACUCAAAUGUGCCCGGAUGCCUGGCUUGAAGGGCUUUGUGGACGAGCAUACCAUCAACAUCUCCCUCAGCCUGCACCACGUGGAGCAGAUGGCCAUCGACUGGCUCACGGGAAACUUCUACUUUGUGGAUGACAUUGACGAUAGGAUCUUUGUCUGUAAUGGAAAUGGGGACACCUGUGUCACUCUGCUAGACCUGGAACUCUACAAUCCCAAAGGCAUCGCCCUGGACCCUGCCAUGGGGAAGGUGUUCUUCACCGACUACGGGCAGAUCCCAAAGGUGGAACGCUGUGACAUGGAUGGGCAGAACCGCACCAAGCUGGUCGAUAGCAAGAUCGUAUUCCCGCAUGGCAUCACCCUGGACCUUGUCAGCCGCCUGGUCUACUGGGCGGAUGCCUACCUAGACUACAUUGAGGUGGUAGACUAUGAGGGCAAGGGCCGGCAGACCAUCAUCCAAGGCAUCCUGAUUGAGCACCUGUAUGGCUUGACUGUGUUUGAGAACUACCUGUACGCCACCAACUCAGACAACGCCAACACCCAGCAGAAGACCAGUGUGAUCCGAGUGAACCGUUUCAACAGCACUGAGUACCAGGUUGUCACCCGAGUGGAUAAGGGUGGCGCCCUGCACAUCUACCACCAGAGACGGCAGCCCCGAGUGCGGAGUCACGCCUGUGAGAAUGACCAGUAUGGGAAGCCAGGAGGCUGCUCUGACAUCUGCCUGCUGGCCAACAGCCACAAGGCGAGGACCUGCAGGUGCCGGUCUGGCUUCAGCCUGGGAAGUGACGGGAAGUCCUGCAAGAAGCCUGAGCAUGAACUGUUCCUCGUGUAUGGCAAGGGCCGGCCAGGCAUCAUCAGAGGCAUGGAUAUGGGGGCCAAGGUCCCAGAUGAGCACAUGAUCCCCAUUGAGAACCUUAUGAAUCCGCGGGCUCUGGACUUCCACGCCGAAACUGGCUUCAUCUACUUUGCCGACACCACCAGCUACCUCAUUGGCCGCCAGAAAAUUGAUGGCACUGAGCGGGAGACCAUCCUGAAGGACGGCAUUCACAAUGUGGAGGGCGUAGCUGUGGACUGGAUGGGAAACAACCUUUACUGGACUGAUGACGGCCCCAAGAAGACCAUUAGUGUGGCCAGGCUGGAGAAAGCUGCCCAGACUAGAAAGACUCUAAUCGAGGGCAAGAUGGCACACCCCAGGGCCAUUGUAGUGGAUCCUCUCAACGGGUGGAUGUACUGGACAGACUGGGAGGAAGACCCCAAGGACAGCCGGCGAGGGCGGCUGGAGAGGGCUUGGAUGGACGGCUCACACCGAGAUAUCUUUGUCACCUCCAAGACAGUGCUUUGGCCCAAUGGGCUAAGCCUGGAUAUUCCGGCUGGGCGCCUCUACUGGGUUGAUGCCUUCUAUGACCGAAUCGAGACCAUACUACUCAAUGGCACAGACCGGAAGAUUGUAUACGAGGGUCCUGAACUGAAUCAUGCCUUUGGCCUGUGUCACCAUGGCAACUUCCUCUUUUGGACUGAGUAUCGGAGUGGCAGUGUCUACCGCUUGGAACGGGGUGCAGCAGGGGCACCCCCAACAGUGACCCUUCUGCGCAGCGAACGACCACCUAUCUUUGAGAUCCGAAUGUAUGACGCUCAGCAGCAGCAAGUGGGUACCAACAAAUGCCGGGUAAAUAAUGGAGGCUGCAGCAGCCUGUGCCUCGCCACCCCAGGGAGCCGCCAGUGUGCCUGUGCUGAGGACCAGGUGCUGGAUACAGACGGUGUCACUUGCUUGGCGAACCCAUCCUACGUGCCCCCACCCCAGUGCCAGCCGGGCGAGUUUGCCUGUGCCAACAGCCGCUGCAUCCAGGAGCGCUGGAAGUGCGACGGAGACAACGACUGUCUGGACAACAGUGACGAGGCCCCUGCGCUGUGCCAUCAACACACCUGUCCCUCGGACCGGUUCAAGUGCGAGAACAACCGCUGCAUCCCCAACCGCUGGCUCUGCGAUGGGGAUAACGACUGCGGGAACAGUGAGGACGAAUCCAACGCCACCUGUUCAGCUCGCACCUGCCCACCCAACCAGUUCUCCUGUGCCAGCGGCCGCUGCAUCCCUAUCUCUUGGACCUGCGAUCUGGAUGAUGACUGUGGGGACCGUUCCGAUGAGUCAGCCUCAUGUGCCUACCCCACCUGCUUCCCCCUGACUCAGUUUACCUGCAACAAUGGCAGAUGCAUCAACAUCAACUGGCGAUGUGACAAUGAGAAGGAUUGUGGGGACGGCUCUGACGAAAAGACCUGUCCUGAGCCUGCCGACAAUGACUGUGGGGACAACAGCGAUGAAGCCGGCUGCAGCCACUCCUGCUCCAGCACCCAGUUCAAGUGCAACAGCGGCCGCUGCAUCCCCGAACACUGGACCUGUGAUGGGGAUAACGACUGUGGGGACUACAGCGACGAGACGCACGCCAACUGCACCAACCAGGCCACAAGACCUCCUGGUGGCUGCCAUACGGAUGAGUUCCAGUGCCGCCUAGAUGGCCUGUGCAUCCCCCUGCGGUGGCGCUGUGACGGAGACACUGACUGCAUGGAUUCCAGUGAUGAGAAGAGCUGCGAGGGGGUGACCCAUGUUUGUGACCCAAAUGUCAAGUUUGGCUGCAGGGACUCAGCUCGGUGCAUCAGCAAAGCGUGGGUGUGUGACGGUGACAGUGACUGUGAGGACAACUCAGAUGAGGAGAACUGCGAGGCCCUGGCCUGCAGGCCACCCUCACAUCCCUGUGCCAACAACACCUCCGUCUGCCUGCCCCCGGAUAAGCUAUGUGACGGCAAAGAUGACUGCGGAGAUGGCUCGGAUGAGGGCGAGCUCUGCGACCAAUGUUCCCUGAAUAAUGGUGGCUGUAGUCACAACUGCUCAGUGGCUCCUGGCGAAGGCAUCGUGUGCUCUUGCCCCCUGGGCAUGGAGCUAGGCCCUGACAACCAUACCUGCCAGAUCCAGAGCUACUGUGCCAAGCACCUCAAAUGCAGCCAGAAGUGCGACCAGAACAAGUUCAGCGUUAAGUGCUCCUGCUAUGAGGGCUGGGUCUUGGAGCCUGAUGGCGAGAGCUGCCGCAGUCUGGAUCCCUUCAAACCUUUCAUCAUCUUCUCCAACCGCCAUGAGAUCCGCCGCAUUGACCUUCACAAAGGGGACUACAGCGUCUUGGUGCCCGGCCUGCGAAAUACCAUUGCCCUGGACUUCCACCUCAGCCAGAGCGCCCUCUACUGGACUGAUGUGGUAGAAGACAAGAUCUACCGUGGGAAGCUGCUGGACAACGGAGCCCUGACCAGCUUUGAAGUAGUGAUUCAGUAUGGCUUGGCCACGCCGGAGGGCCUGGCUGUCGACUGGAUUGCAGGCAACAUCUACUGGGUGGAGAGCAACCUGGACCAGAUUGAGGUGGCCAAGCUGGAUGGAACCCUCCGGACCACUCUGCUGGCGGGUGACAUUGAGCACCCAAGGGCGAUUGCACUGGACCCUCGAGAUGGGAUUCUGUUUUGGACAGACUGGGAUGCCAGCCUGCCUCGAAUUGAGGCAGCAUCCAUGAGCGGCGCUGGGCGCCGUACCAUCCACCGAGAGACAGGCUCUGGGGGCUGGCCCAACGGGCUCACCGUGGACUACCUGGAGAAGCGCAUCCUCUGGAUUGAUGCCAGGUCGGACGCUAUCUACUCAGCCCGGUAUGACGGCUCCGGUCACAUGGAGGUGCUUCGGGGACACGAAUUCCUGUCACACCCAUUUGCAGUGACACUGUAUGGCGGGGAGGUGUACUGGACCGACUGGCGAACAAACACGCUGGCUAAGGCCAACAAGUGGACUGGCCACAAUGUCACCGUGGUACAGAGGACCAACACCCAGCCCUUUGACCUGCAGGUGUACCACCCUUCCCGGCAGCCCAUGGCUCCAAAUCCAUGUGAGGCCAAUGGCGGCCGGGGGCCCUGUUCCCACCUGUGCCUCAUCAACUACAACCGGACUGUUUCCUGUGCUUGCCCCCACCUCAUGAAGCUGAAAGACAAUACCACCUGCUACGAGUUUAAGAAGUUCCUGCUGUACGCACGUCAGAUGGAGAUCCGGGGUGUGGACCUGGAUGCCCCCUACUACAAUUACAUCAUCUCCUUCACCGUUCCCGACAUCGACAACGUCACGGUGCUGGACUAUGACGCCCGCGAGCAGCGCGUUUACUGGUCUGACGUGCGGACGCAAGCCGUCAAGCGCGCCUUCAUCAAUGGCACAGGCGUGGAGACGGUCGUCUCUGCAGACUUACCAAACGCCCAUGGGCUGGCUGUGGACUGGGUGUCCCGCAAUCUGUUCUGGACAAGUUACGACACCAACAAGAAGCAGAUUAACGUGGCCCGGUUGGACGGCUCCUUCAAGAACGCAGUGGUGCAGGGCCUGGAGCAGCCUCACGGCCUGGUCGUCCACCCGCUUCGUGGCAAGCUCUACUGGACCGAUGGCGACAACAUCAGCAUGGCUAACAUGGACGGCAGCAACCGCACUCUGCUCUUCAGUGGCCAGAAGGGCCCCGUGGGGCUGGCUAUUGACUUCCCCGAAAGCAAACUCUACUGGAUCAGCUCUGGGAACCACACGAUCAACCGCUGCAAUCUCGAUGGGAGUGGGCUGGAGGUCAUUGACGCCAUGCGGAGCCAACUGGGCAAGGCCACUGCACUGGCCAUCAUGGGGGACAAGCUGUGGUGGGCAGAUCAGUUGUCGGAGAAGAUGGGCACAUGCAACAAGGCUGACGGCUCUGGGUCUGUGGUGCUGCGGAACAGCACCACGUUAGUUAUGCACAUGAAGGUGUAUGACGAGGCCGUCCAGCUAGAGCGUGAGGGCACCAACCCCUGCAGCAUCAACAAUGGGGACUGUUCCCAGCUCUGCUUGCCGACCUCAGAGACAACUCGCUCCUGUAUGUGUACAGCUGGCUACAGCCUCCGGAGUGGACAGCAGGCCUGUGAAGGCGUGGGCUCUUUCCUCCUGUACUCCGUGCACGAGGGAAUCCGCGGGAUCCCCCUGGAUCCCAAUGACAAGUCAGAUGCCCUGGUCCCAGUGUCGGGAACAUCACUGGCUGUUGGAAUCGACUUCCAUGCUGAAAAUGACACUAUUUAUUGGGUGGACAUGGGCCUGAGUACCAUCAGCCGGGCCAAGCGGGACCAGACGUGGCGAGAGGACGUAGUGACCAAUGGCAUUGGCCGUGUGGAAGGCAUUGCAGUGGACUGGAUUGCAGGCAACAUCUACUGGACAGACCAGGGUUUCGAUGUCAUCGAGGUUGCCCGGCUCAAUGGCUCUUUCCGUUACGUGGUCAUUUCCCAGGGUCUAGACAAGCCUCGGGCCAUCACUGUGCACCCGGAGAAGGGGUACUUGUUCUGGACCGAAUGGGGCCAUUACCCACGUAUUGAGCGGUCUCGCCUAGACGGUACGGAGAGAGUGGUACUAGUCAAUGUCAGUAUCAGCUGGCCCAACGGCAUCUCAGUAGACUAUCAGGGCGGGAAGCUCUACUGGUGUGAUGCCCGGAUGGACAAGAUCGAACGCAUUGACCUGGAGACCGGUGAGAACCGUGAGGUCGUCCUGUCCAGCAACAACAUGGACAUGUUCUCCGUGUCAGUGUUUGAGGACUUCAUCUACUGGAGUGACAGGACUCAUGCUAAUGGCUCCAUCAAGCGCGGGUGCAAAGACAAUGCCACAGAUUCCGUGCCUCUGAGGACUGGCAUCGGAGUGCAGCUUAAGGACAUCAAGGUCUUCAACAGGGACAGGCAGAAGGGUACCAACGUGUGUGCAGUUGCCAAUGGCGGGUGCCAGCAGCUAUGCCUGUACCGGGGUGGCGGACAGCGGGCCUGUGCCUGCGCCCACGGGAUGCUGGCAGAAGAUGGGGCCUCGUGCCGAGAGUACGCCGGCUACCUGCUCUACUCAGAGCGCACCAUCCUCAAGAGUAUCCACCUGUCGGACGAGCGCAAUCUCAAUGCGCCCGUGCAGCCCUUCGAAGACCCUGAGCACAUGAAGAACGUCAUUGCCCUGGCUUUUGACUACCGAGCGGGCACCUCCCCCGGCACCCCUAACCGCAUCUUCUUCAGUGACAUCCACUUUGGGAACAUCCAGCAGAUCAACGAUGAUGGCUCAGGGAGGACCACCAUCGUGGAAAAUGUUGGCUCUGUGGAAGGCCUGGCCUAUCACCGGGGCUGGGACACGCUGUACUGGACAAGCUACACGACAUCCACCAUCACCCGCCACACAGUGGACCAGACUCGCCCAGGGGCCUUCGAGAGGGAGACAGUCAUCACCAUGUCGGGAGACGACCACCCAAGGGCGUUUGUUCUGGAUGAGUGCCAGAACCUGAUGUUCUGGACCAACUGGAACGAGCUCCAUCCGAGCAUCAUGCGGGCAGCCCUGUCCGGAGCCAACGUCCUGACGCUCAUUGAGAAGGACAUCCGCACGCCCAAUGGCUUGGCCAUCGACCACCGUGCUGAGAAGCUGUACUUCUCAGAUGCCACCUUGGACAAGAUUGAGCGGUGCGAGUACGACGGCUCCCACCGCUACGUGAUCCUAAAGUCAGAGCCCGUCCACCCCUUUGGGCUGGCUGUGUACGGAGAGCACAUUUUCUGGACCGACUGGGUACGGCGGGCAGUGCAGCGGGCCAACAAGUAUGUGGGCAGUGACAUGAAGCUGCUGAGAGUGGACAUCCCCCAGCAACCCAUGGGCAUCAUCGCGGUGGCCAACGACACCAACAGCUGUGAACUUUCCCCCUGCCGUAUCAACAACGGAGGCUGCCAGGAUCUGUGUCUGCUCACCCACCAAGGCCACGUCAACUGCUCCUGCCGAGGGGGCCGGAUCCUCCAGGAGGACUUCACCUGCCGGGCUGUGAACUCCUCUUGCCGGGCACAAGAUGAGUUCGAGUGUGCCAACGGUGAGUGUGUCAGCUUCAGCCUCACCUGUGAUGGCGUCUCCCACUGCAAGGACAAGUCUGAUGAGAAGCCCUCCUACUGCAACUCCCGCCGCUGCAAGAAGACUUUCCGCCAGUGUAACAACGGCCGCUGUGUCUCCAACAUGCUGUGGUGCAAUGGCGCAGACGACUGUGGAGACGGCUCUGACGAGAUCCCCUGUAACAAGACAGCCUGUGGCGUGGGCGAGUUCCGCUGCCGUGACGGGUCCUGCAUUGGGAACUCCAGUCGCUGCAACCAGUUCGUGGAUUGUGAGGAUGCCUCCGAUGAGAUGAACUGCAGUGCCACUGACUGCAGCAGCUAUUUCCGCCUGGGCGUGAAAGGCGUGCUCUUCCAGCCUUGUGAGCGGACAUCCCUCUGCUACGCCCCCAACUGGGUGUGCGAUGGUGCCAAUGACUGUGGCGACUACAGUGACGAGCGUGACUGCCCAGGAGUGAAACGCCCCAGGUGCCCCCUCAAUUACUUUGCCUGCCCCAGUGGGCGAUGCAUCCCCGUGAGCUGGACGUGUGACAAAGAAGAUGACUGUGAGCAUGGCGAAGAUGAGACCCACUGCAACAAGUUCUGCUCAGAGGCUCAGUUUGAGUGUCAGAACCACCGUUGCAUCUCCAAACAGUGGCUAUGUGAUGGCAGUGAUGACUGCGGGGACGGCUCGGACGAAGCGGCUCACUGUGAAGGCAAGACUUGUGGCCCCUCCUCCUUCUCCUGUCCUGGCACCCAUGUGUGCGUCCCUGAGCGCUGGCUCUGUGACGGUGACAAGGACUGCGCUGAUGGUGCCGAUGAGAGCAUCUCAGCCGGCUGCUUGUACAACAGCACCUGUGACGACCGUGAGUUCAUGUGCCAGAACCGCCUGUGCAUUCCCAAGCAUUUCGUGUGUGACCAUGACCGGGACUGUGCAGACGGCUCUGAUGAGUCCCCCGAGUGCGAGUACCCAACCUGCGGCCCCAAUGAGUUCCGCUGUGCCAACGGGCGUUGCCUGAGCUCCCGCCAGUGGGAGUGCGAUGGCGAGAAUGAUUGCCACGACCAGAGUGACGAGGCCCCCAAGAACCCGCACUGCACCAGCCCGGAGCACAAAUGCAACGCCUCAUCGCAGUUCCUGUGCAGCAGCGGGCGCUGCGUGGCUGAGGCGCUGCUCUGCAAUGGCCAGGAUGACUGUGGGGACGGCUCUGACGAACGCGGGUGCCACGUCAACGAGUGUCUUAACCGCAAGCUCAGUGGCUGCAGCCAGGACUGUGAGGACCUUAAGAUAGGCUUUAAGUGCCGCUGUCGCCCUGGCUUCCGGCUUAAAGACGACGGCAAGACGUGUGCUGACGUGGACGAGUGCAGCACCACCUUCCCCUGCGGCCAGCUCUGCAUGAACACCCAUGGCAGUUACAAGUGUCUGUGUGUGGAGGGCUACGCACCCCGUGGUGGCGACCCCCACAGCUGCAAAGCUGUGACUGACGAGGAGCCGUUCCUCAUCUUUGCUAACCGGUACUACCUGCGCAAGCUCAACCUGGAUGGCUCCAACUACACACUGCUUAAGCAGGGCCUGAACAAUGCUGUUGCUUUGGACUUUGACUACCGAGAGCAGAUGAUCUACUGGACGGACGUGACCACCCAGGGCAGCAUGAUCCGAAGGAUGCACCUUAAUGGUAGCAACGUGCAGGUGCUGCACCGGACUGGCCUCAGUAACCCAGAUGGGCUGGCUGUGGACUGGGUGGGUGGCAACCUGUACUGGUGUGACAAAGGCAGAGACACCAUUGAGGUGUCCAAGCUCAACGGGGCCUACCGGACAGUGCUGGUCAGCUCUGGCCUCCGUGAGCCCAGGGCCCUAGUGGUGGACGUGCAGAAUGGGUACCUCUACUGGACGGACUGGGGUGACCACUCGCUGAUCGGUCGGAUCGGCAUGGACGGGUCUGGCCGCAGCGUCAUUGUGGACACUAAGAUCACAUGGCCCAACGGUCUGACGCUGGACUACGUCACGGAACGAAUCUAUUGGGCUGACGCCCGUGAGGACUACAUUGAGUUUGCCAGCCUGGACGGCUCCAAUCGCCACGUUGUGCUGAGCCAAGACAUCCCACACAUCUUUGCACUGACCCUGUUUGAAGACUACGUCUACUGGACAGACUGGGAAACCAAGUCCAUCAACCGAGCCCACAAGACCACAGGUGCCAACAAAACCCUGCUCAUCAGCACCCUGCACCGGCCCAUGGACCUCCACGUCUUCCACGCCCUGCGCCAGCCGGACGUGCCCAAUCACCCCUGCAAAGUCAACAACGGUGGCUGCAGCAACCUGUGCCUGCUGUCCCCUGGCGGUGGUCACAAAUGUGCCUGCCCCACCAACUUCUAUCUGGGUGGUGAUGGCCGUACUUGUGUGUCCAACUGCACAGCUAGCCAGUUUGUGUGCAAGAACGACAAAUGCAUCCCCUUCUGGUGGAAGUGUGACACUGAGGAUGACUGCGGAGACCACUCGGACGAGCCCCCGGACUGUCCCGAGUUCAAGUGCCGCCCAGGCCAGUUCCAGUGCUCAACCGGGAUCUGCACCAACCCUGCCUUCAUCUGUGAUGGCGACAAUGACUGCCAAGACAACAGUGAUGAGGCCAACUGUGACAUUCACGUCUGCCUGCCCAGCCAGUUCAAGUGCACCAACACCAACCGCUGCAUUCCCGGCAUCUUCCGUUGCAAUGGGCAGGACAACUGCGGGGACGGCGAAGAUGAACGGGACUGCCCUGAGGUAACCUGCGCCCCCAACCAGUUCCAAUGCUCUAUCACCAAGCGCUGCAUCCCCCGUGUCUGGGUCUGUGACAGGGACAAUGACUGUGUGGACGGCAGCGAUGAGCCCGCCAACUGCACCCAGAUGACCUGUGGAGUAGACGAGUUCCGCUGCAAGGACUCAGGCCGCUGCAUCCCGGCGCGCUGGAAGUGUGACGGCGAGGACGACUGUGGCGACGGCUCGGAUGAACCCAAGGAAGAGUGUGAUGAGCGGACCUGCGAGCCGUACCAGUUCCGCUGCAAGAACAACCGCUGUGUGCCCGGCCGCUGGCAGUGUGACUACGACAACGACUGUGGGGACAACUCUGACGAGGAGAGCUGCACCCCUCGGCCGUGCUCCGAGAGUGAGUUCUCCUGUGCCAACGGCCGCUGCAUCGCCGGGCGCUGGAAGUGCGACGGGGAUCAUGACUGUGCCGACGGCUCAGACGAGAAAGACUGCACCCCUCGCUGUGACAUGGACCAGUUCCAGUGCAAGAGUGGCCACUGCAUCCCCCUGCGCUGGCGCUGUGAUGCGGACGCCGACUGCAUGGAUGGCAGUGAUGAGGAAGCCUGUGGCACUGGGGUGCGGACCUGCCCCUUGGAUGAAUUCCAGUGCAAUAACACCCUCUGCAAGCCGCUGGCCUGGAAGUGCGACGGCGAGGACGACUGUGGGGAUAACUCUGACGAGAACCCUGAGGAAUGCGUCCGGUUCGUGUGUCCUCCCAACCGGCCCUUCCGUUGCAAGAACGACCGCGUCUGCCUGUGGAUCGGGCGCCAGUGUGACGGCACCGACCACUGCGGCGAUGGGACCGACGAGGAGGACUGUGAGCCCCCAACGACCCAGAACCCCCACUGCAAGGACAAGAAGGAGUUCCUUUGCCGCAACCAGCGCUGUCUGUCAUCCUCGCUGCGCUGUAACAUGUUUGAUGACUGUGGAGAUGGCUCCGAUGAGGAGGACUGCAGCAUCGACCCCAAGCUGACCAGCUGCGCCACCAACGCCAGCAUCUGUGGGGAUGAAGCCCGUUGCAUGCGCACCGAGAAAGCCGCCUACUGUGCCUGCCGCCCAGGCUUCCACACUGUGCCGGGCCAGUCCGGAUGCCAGGACAUCAACGAGUGUCUGCGCUUCGGCACCUGCUCACAGCUCUGCAACAACACCAAGGGCGGCCACCUCUGCAGCUGCGCCCGCAACUUCAUGAAGACACACAAUACCUGCAAGGCGGAAGGUUCCGAGUACCAGGUCCUCUACAUCGCUGAUGACAAUGAGAUCCGCAGCUUGUUUCCCGGGCACCCGCACUCAGCCUACGAGCAGACCUUCCAGGGCGAUGAGAGCGUCCGGAUAGACGCCAUGGAUGUGCACGUCAAGGCCGGCCGUGUCUACUGGACUAACUGGCACACAGGCACAAUCUCCUAUCGGAGCCUGCCGCCUGCUGCACCUCCUACCACCUCCAACCGUCACCGGAGACAGAUCGACCGGGGUGUCACUCACCUCAAUAUUUCAGGGCUGAAGAUGCCCAGAGGGAUUGCCAUCGACUGGGUGGCCGGAAACGUGUACUGGACCGACUCUGGCCGGGACGUGAUCGAGGUGUCGCAAAUGAAGGGCGAGAACCGCAAGACACUCAUCUCGGGCAUGAUUGACGAGCCCCACGCCAUCGUUGUGGACCCGCUGAGGGGUACCAUGUACUGGUCAGACUGGGGCAACCAUCCCAAGAUUGAAACAGCAGCGAUGGAUGGGACCCUGCGAGAGACUCUCGUGCAGGACAACAUCCAGUGGCCCACAGGCCUGGCUGUGGAUUAUCACAAUGAGCGGCUAUACUGGGCGGAUGCCAAGCUUUCAGUCAUCGGCAGCAUCCGGCUCAAUGGCACCGACCCCAUCGUGGCUGCUGAUGGCAAACGAGGCCUCACUCACCCCUUCAGCAUCGACGUGUUUGAGGAUUACAUCUACGGUGUCACUUACAUCAAUAAUCGUGUCUUCAAGAUCCACAAGUUCGGACACAGCCCCCUGAUCAACCUGACUGGGAGCCUGAGCCACGCCUCGGACGUGGUCCUUUACCAUCAGCACAAGCAGCCUGAGGUGACCAACCCCUGUGACCGCAAGAAGUGUGAGUGGCUGUGUCUCCUGAGCCCCAGCGGGCCUGUCUGUACCUGUCCCAAUGGAAAGAGACUGGAUAACGGCACCUGUGUGCCCGUGCCCUCCCCAACGCCCCCUCCGGAUGCCCCUAGGCCUGGAGCCUGCGCCGUGCAGUGCUUCAAUGGCGGCAGCUGUUUCCUCAACGCCCGAAGGCAGCCCAAGUGCCGCUGCCAGCCGCGCUACACGGGCGACAAGUGUGAGCUGGACCAGUGCUGGGGGUACUGUCGCAACGGGGGCACCUGUGCUGCUUCCCCCUCCGGCAUGCCCACGUGCCGGUGCCCCACAGGCUUCACGGGCCCCAAAUGCACCCAGCAGGUGUGUGCGAGCUACUGCGCCAACAAUAGCACCUGCACCGUCAACCAGGGCAACCAGCCCCAGUGCCGAUGUCUGCCUGGCUUCCUGGGUGAUCGGUGCCAGUACCGGCAGUGCUCAGACUACUGUGAGAACUUUGGCACCUGCCAGAUGGCUGCCGACGGCUCCCGACAAUGUCGCUGCACUGUCUACUUCGAGGGACCGAGGUGCGAGGUGACCAAGUGUAGCCGCUGUCUCCAAGGAGCCUGUGUGGUCAACAAGCAGACUGGAGAUGUCACUUGCAACUGCACUGACGGCCGGAUAGCCCCCAGUUGUCUGACCUGUGUUGAUCACUGCAGCAAUGGUGGCUCCUGCACCAUGAACAGCAAGAUGAUGCCCGAGUGCCAGUGCCCACCCCAUAUGACAGGACCGCGUUGCGAGGACCACGUCGUCAGCCAGCAGCAGCCUGGUCAUAUGGCCUCCAUCCUGAUCCCUCUUCUGUUGCUCCUGCUGCUGCUUCUGGUGGCAGGAGUGGUAUUCUGGUAUAAGCGGCGAGUCCGAGGGGCCAAGGGCUUCCAGCACCAGCGGAUGACCAAUGGGGCCAUGAAUGUGGAAAUCGGGAACCCCACCUACAAGAUGUACGAAGGUGGAGAGCCUGAUGAUGUCGGGGGCCUCCUGGAUGCCGAUUUCGCCCUUGACCCUGACAAGCCUACCAACUUCACCAACCCCGUGUACGCCACGCUCUACAUGGGGGGCCAUGGCAGCCGCCACUCCCUGGCCAGCACGGACGAGAAGCGAGAACUCCUGGGCCGGGGACCUGAGGACGAGACAGGGGACCCCUUGGCAUAGGGCCCUGCCCAACGGACGUCCCCAGAAAGCCCCUGCCAGACAUGAGUCCUCCAGUGAUCCCCCCCCCCCCCCCCCGCCAGCCCUUCUCCGGCUCUGCCGGAUGUACAAAUGUAAAAAUGAAGGAAUUACUUUUUAUAUGUGAA
This is a messenger RNA of Mesocricetus auratus (golden hamster), 14112 nucleotides long. It is a transcript of the gene Lrp1, whose product is annotated as LDL receptor related protein 1. Bases 284 to 13969 code for a protein of 4561 amino acids. The transcript is spliced from 90 exons. Gene Ontology annotation, molecular function: protein binding; calcium ion binding. The record is from RefSeq and is a predicted model, not a curated record. Lineage: Eukaryota; Metazoa; Chordata; Mammalia; Rodentia; Cricetidae.